Messenger RNA from Fusarium subglutinans, 2016 nucleotides. RefSeq names its product beta-lactamase family. The transcript is spliced from 4 exons. The record is from RefSeq and is a predicted model, not a curated record. The coding region runs from base 1 to 2016 and encodes 671 amino acids. Lineage: Eukaryota; Fungi; Ascomycota; Sordariomycetes; Hypocreales; Nectriaceae.
AUGGACUUUUCUUGGCUCCAGAAUCUCAACCUCCUUCUUGGCCGAGCUGUCAUCGCCGCUACUGCAGGGGGCUGGCCAGCUCAGAUGAUAAAGGAAGUCAAAUACAUUCUCUUGUGUCUUGCCAAUCGACGCGAACGCUAUGGAGGAAAGGGUGUGGUUACCAACGAGCACCUCACCAAGGCAAUUCACUACUUUGACAUCCGUAAUCUUAUUCACGAUGCGAACCAGGUCGAGUCAGAUGACCCAACCAAUACUCCGAAUGGCUUCACUCGCCAUUGCCUCCGUGUCUCAGAUUGGAAAGGCAUGAAAGCCAUCUUGAAGGCGGCUGGUGUCUUUGGUUCCGGGUUUGAGCUCGUCGCUGGCACCUCUGGCUCACAACUCUCUGUUCUUGACAACAUCGUCAAGAUGGCCAGCAAGUACAAUGCCAUCUUAUCAGGCGGCACAUCAACCUGGGAAGAAAUCUUCAAUCUUGCCGAGGCAGAUAUUGAGCAAGCUUGCUUGACGUCUGGCACCCCAGGCCUUGCGAUCGGGGUAAUGGACCGCGAUGGGAAGGUAUUCGACAAGUAUCUCGGUUCUCGUGAUGUGAAGCAAGGACUUAGACCAGACGCCGAUACUGUUUUCAACAUUGGGUCUCUGUGCAAAGGGUUUACAGCACUAGCCAUUGCUUGUCUCGUAACAGAUGGGGCAGCUCACUGGGAUGACCAUGUUGACACUUUUCUCGAUGAGCUUCGUCACACCAAUGUUGGCAGUUCAACUAUCCGGGACUUACUAUGCCAUCGGGCGGGCCUUUGCAGGUCUGAUGCACUCUUCAUUGGAUUAAACAACAACCUGCUUCUUACCAAAACCCAAGGCACUACUGUACUUGCGUCACUCGAUAUAAGCCGCCCACCACGCCAAGAGUUCGUCUACAAUAACUUUGGUUAUCAUGCGGUGGGAUGUAUCAUCGAGAAAGUGUCAGGCAUGAGCUAUGGUGAGUUUCUCGCGAGCCGUAUCCUCAAACCUUUGAACAUGACCCGGACAUUUACGGAGCAACCGUCAAACACGGAUCAAAACAUCUCAGGAGCUUAUCUUGCCUAUCACGAUUUGAAGUUACGCGGGGUUCCAACUCCUAGUAUCUCAAGCGAUACCGUUGCAUUUUCUGCCGGCGGCAUUCGAAGUUGCAUGCGAGAUCUCCUUCUGUUUUAUGGUUCUCUUUUACAAGCAAUUGCUACAUCAACCAAAGUUGAGGAACUCAACGUCAAUGCUGAAGAGCUUCGUACUAUUUUCGACGCUGCUAUCCCUCUUAAAGAUCCCAAGGCUCUACGCGAGCAGUCCUACGGUAUGGGCUGGGCACGUACACAACUCCCGAACCAGAUCAGUGAAAUCACUGGCAACUCGGGGUUGUUGGACACAUAUCCUACGAUUGGAGACUUGGCAAACGGGCCUUUGUUACUUCAUCACGCUGGCAAUAAUCUGGGCUGCUCUUCGACUGUGUACCUGAUGCCCGAGCUGAGAACCGGGAUCAUUGUUCUUGGUAAUUCUCUGGGCCACUGCGACGCUACGGAUUGGACUGCUCAGAUCCUGACUCAAGCAUUCCUUUCAGGCAAAAUCAAUAGCACCUUCAGCCAGUUCUUUACCGCUGCAGCUUUGCAAGGGCGAUCUGCCAUGGAGCGUGUACAGACAAUUUUGGACAGCGAAAGACAUCCCACUGAGCCUCCUGGUCCCUUGACGAAGUAUCAGGGUUGUUUCUGGCAUAAGUCUCAUCAAUUCUCUAUCAGUAUCGUGUUGGAAAGCCAUGGCGAUCUUACCAUGUCACUUCAGAAUCGGGAUGACGAGAAAUACAGCCUUCGUCACUACGAACAGCAGACCUUUGUAUUUAAUGAGAGCUUUGAUCACAUCAUCGAGCGGGGUCAGUGGUGCAGACCAUAUUGGUUUUAUAAGAUCCAAUUUAUUUGCGAGGAUCAAGAAGUUGUUGCUAUUCGAUGGAGGAUUGAUGAGACACAGGAAGAUGGAGAACUUUUCAGCAAGGCUAGGUAG